This is a messenger RNA of Mobula hypostoma (lesser devil ray), 674 nucleotides long. RefSeq lists its product as uncharacterized. The record is from RefSeq and is a predicted model, not a curated record. Bases 1 to 630 code for a protein of 209 amino acids. Lineage: Eukaryota; Metazoa; Chordata; Chondrichthyes; Myliobatiformes; Myliobatidae. The transcript is spliced from 3 exons.
AUGGAAGCGAGCACGCCUCCUGUACAUGGCGUAAUCCCGUUGUGUGUGCAGACCCAGUCGGUCCCGUCCUGCGAGGAGUGGAACACAUUGCUGGCAGUCCCUAGCCAGCCCUUGUUGUUUACGCAGGGAGACGGCGCAAAAUACAUUGCACCCCGCGUUGCACCUUCACCGACCGAAACAGGGCGUUGUCCGAGGCCGGGGAGGCAGCCGCCCUUGCGUAACUCCCCGAAGGCCCGCGACUCCCUGGAGACCGGUCCGGCAUGCUGGCGCUCUUUCCAGUCCGAGAAUUUUGCGGCGGUGCCAGUUAGAAGUCCUGGAGCGAGUCGAAUAACUGGCCGGGAAAGUUUGCAGUCGACAGUUCCUCGCUGGCUCGGCGCCAGGAAAGGCUCCGUCGGACUUGCAGAGACCCAGGCCGGGAGAGGCCGAAACGUCCUUCCAGAUGCUCCGGCACCGGCACCGACACCGGACGAAAAAUCAGGAAAACAAUGGAGGAGGAACGUUGCCCCGAUGUCAAUGGGGGGAAAACGACGGCGUUUGCCUCCGGUUUUGGAGCGAAACGGCUUACUGGCGAGUUGCCAGCGGCCGCAUCUGGGAGCUACGCACAUCCUGGGGUCUGAAGGAUUAAACUGAUACUGACCCACCCGGUGGAACACAGCGGUCAGAGUCUGCCAUUC